Molecule: messenger RNA, 1330 nt
Organism: Fopius arisanus
Lineage: Eukaryota; Metazoa; Arthropoda; Insecta; Hymenoptera; Braconidae
Gene: tzn
Product: tenzing norgay
Exons: 5
Coding region: 201-1148 (315 amino acids)
Molecular function (GO): hydroxyacylglutathione hydrolase activity
Source: RefSeq, a predicted model, not a curated record
CUUUGCGGUUCAGGAGGUUCAGGAUAAAACCACUUGUCGAACGUGUCUAGGUUAAGCCAUUAAAAAUAGUCGUAAUUACUGGUGAUUACUGUGGAUCCAGUGGAUUAAUUGUUUUUAAUUUCUAAUAUUUUUCUUUGAACACUGCAGAUAGGGAUAUGUGUUGUUUUCACUGAUGGUGAGGGAUAUAUGCCCUGGUGCUUAUGUUUUUUAAUACUGCACUUCGUCACUGUCCAUUUUGGCUCAAGAAACAGUUGAGUGGUGCCUAUUUUACAGGUACUGUCCGGAAUAUCUCCAGGAAGGGCUCUGGCAAGAUGGACUCCAAUUUAAAGACGCACACUGUGAAGACUAUUGUCGAAUUUCAAUCCAUGUCAGUGCAUAUUUUACCGGCACUUCAGGAUAAUUUCAUGUAUUUGAUCGUCGAUGACAAGACUAAAGAGGCAGCGGUGGUGGACCCGGUGACCCCAGGGCUCGUCGCAAGUACAGUUGAAGAGCACAAAGUUAAUCUCACAACAAUCCUGACGACUCAUCAUCACUGGGAUCACGCAGGGGGAAACACCAAUAUGUUGGAGAAGUUCAAGGACGUUCUGAUAUACGGGGGUGAUGAUAGAAUCGAUGGUAUUCACAAGAUCGUGGGGCAUGGGGACAGUCUCGAGAUUGGGAGCUUGAAGGUCAAGUGUUUGGCAACACCCUGUCAUACCACUGGACAUAUUUGUUACGUUGUCAAUGCCCAGGAUGACGAGCCACCCUCUGUCUUUACAGGUGAUACAUUGUUCGUGGGAGGCUGUGGAAGAUUUUUCGAGGGAACUCCAGAGCAAAUGUGCAAAGCUCUCCUGGAAGUCCUUGGUUCACUUCCUGAAAAAACGAAUAUAUUCUGCGGGCACGAAUACACCUGUGCUAACCUGCAGUUUGGAAUGGAAGUAGAGCCAUUGAAUCAAGACAUUAAGGAAAAAUUCGAAUGGGCAAAAAACCGGCGCAAGCUCAAAGCCCCAACAGUACCGAGCACAAUUGAGGAUGAGAAGAAGACUAAUCCCUUCAUGAGAGUUAACGAGCCUUCGGUCAAGGAGUACACUGCGAUGAUAGAUCCAAUCGCGACAAUGGGCUCCUUGAGAAAAGAGAAAGACAGUUUCAAACCGAAGGAGAAAAUUUGAUUGGUGCCACCUGAAUAUUCCCAGCAACUCCGGUAAAUUGCUGACUGAAAAGAUAUUCAAGAAUUAAAUCAGGAAUUAAAGAGAGAGUACUGAACUAGUUUUAUCAGCGUCGGCAAUAAUACCAAUGUUUUGUAUGCUUCUCACGAUUUUUUUUUCGAAUAAAAACACAAAUUGUAGCGAAA